AUGUAUCUGCUCAUCACUGGGCGUGCUGGUGGGUACCGCGCCGGUCAGGAUGGAAUGUUCUCCGAACAAAUACAGCAACGCGUCGGUGACGGCGACGAUGUCAAGGAACCUGUUGAAGACAAUUUCAACUGUAAAGCAAUGGGCCAGUCUGUCUGGCAACCACACCUGCCUGCUAUCGAUGCCGUUAUCCGCACAUCCUAUUUGCUAAUGCCCCAUGAAUAUACGCGACAUUCUGGUUUUUACGCCGGUUCUGGUAGGAAUGACGCAUCGCUGAAGAAAUGGCUAGUAGCGCAGUUCAGCUGCUCCUUGUCUAUUUUUCCACUUCUAAAUAAUAUGGCUGUGCUACGCUACCUCAUUCUGCCAUAUGGCUUUGCUAAUCUUGCUCGCCCGGUAACCGGUAUUUUACGGAUAUUUGACAGAAAUACGGACAAACAGAGCUGA
Messenger RNA from Gongylonema pulchrum, 441 nucleotides. Lineage: Eukaryota; Metazoa; Nematoda; Chromadorea; Rhabditida; Gongylonematidae. The record is from the annotation of a GenBank genome assembly.